Pogona vitticeps (central bearded dragon) is the source of this 2289-nucleotide messenger RNA. Lineage: Eukaryota; Metazoa; Chordata; Lepidosauria; Squamata; Agamidae. The record is from RefSeq and is a predicted model, not a curated record.
AUCAUCAUGUUAAAUUCGGUUUCCGACUUACAUAGUUACAUCGACAAAAGUCAGCUUACUCGGGAACUAGGGGGAACCUUGGAAUAUGGACACAGUCAGUGGAUACACCAUCGAACUGCCAUUGAGAAUUUUGCCAUGACUGUGAAAACCACAGCACAGAUGUUGCAGAGCUUUGGAACAGACCUGGCAGAGACAGAACUUCCAAAUGAUGUGCAGUGUACGGAAGAGCUGCUGACAUCCCACACGGAGCAACACUACAAACUCAAGGAUGAGCUGAAGCUAGCUGUGAAGCAGGGGGCCACGCUGUUGACUUGUAUCCGAGAACCCGUCACACGAAGUGCCAACAGCAAACUCAGCCCAGAUGAGCUAGAAAAUGUGGCAACGGUGGAAAGGUUGCUAGCUCAGUUGGAUGAAACAGAGAGAGCCUUUGAUCAGUUCUGGUCCAAGCAUCACCUGAAAUUAGAACAGUGUUUGCAACUUCGACAUUUUGAGCAGGACUUCAGAGAGGUCAAAGUGGCGCUGGACAACCUGAUGGAAGUGCAGGCGAGUUUCACAGAUAUUGGGGACAGCAUCUCCCGGGUGGAGCACAUUCUGAAGGAACAAAAGCAGUUGCAAGAAAGAGGACAGGAGUCUUUGGAGAAAGCUCAAGCAUUAGCUCUCCACGGAGACCAGCUGAUCCAAAAUAACCAUUAUGCCAUUGACUCCAUUAGACCAAAGUGUGUUGAACUCAGGCGCAUCUGUGAUGAUUUUGCUAAUGAGACCAAGAAAAAAUACGAUAUUUUAGCAAAAUCCUUAGAAUUGCACAAACAGUUAGAUAAGGCAUGCCAAUGGUGUGAAGCUGGAAUCUACCUCUUAGCUUCCCAAGCUGUAGACAAAUGCCAGACACAAGAGGGAGCUGAAACUGCACUUUGCGACAUUGAAAGAUUCCUGGAAACGGCCAAGGAGCACCAGCUGCUGAAUGGCAAAGAGUUCUACAAUCAGUUCGAUAUGAUUCUCACCCCAGAGAUAAAGAGCAACGCCCAAAGAGUUCUGCAGAAGCUGGAAGAUGUACAGGAAAUGUUUGACAAGAGGCAAGUGAGUCUGAAGAAGCUGGCAGCGAAGCAAACCCGCCCGGUGCAACCUGUGGCCCCACAUCCGGAGUCGUCACCAAAGCGAGCAUCGCCGAAAAGCAUCCGGCCUGUCCCGUUAGCUACCAAUAGGAGAUCGGUAGAAAUUUCUAGUCCUCCAAAAUCCAUCUCCGAUGCAGACUUGUCUAAAAAGAAAAGUGUAAAGAAGACUAAAGGUGGAAUUAAGAUCGAAGUGAUGCACGAAGCCAGCCAGGGAGGUUCCAGCAGAGUCUUAGUGAUGAGCGAAAGUGAAGAAAAUCUUUCCACCAGGAGAAGCCAUAUAAUAAAUGAACUGAUAGAAACAGAGCGGGUUUACGUAGAGGAGCUGCAAAGCAUAAUAGAGGGCUAUGCAUCAGAAAUGGACAAUCCUGAUUUAAUUCACUUGAUCCCAACACCAGUUUUGAACAAGAGAGAAGUUCUUUUCGGAAACCUCACAGAAAUCUACGAAUUUCAUAACAGAAUCUUCCUCAAAGAGCUAGAAAAUUGCAUUGAGAAUCCAGAGCUUCUCGGUCGGUGCUUCUUAAAAAGAAAAGAAGAUCUCCAAAUAUAUGAAAAAUAUUGCCAAAACAAGCCAAGGUCAGAAGGUCUUUGGAGGCAAUGUGGAGAUAGCCUGUUCUUUCAGGAAUGUCAGCGGAAAUUGGACCAUAAACUUUCCCUUGAUGCUUAUCUCUUAAAGCCAGUCCAGAGGAUUACCAAGUACCAGCUGCUUUUAAAGGAAAUGUUAAAAUGCAGCAAGAAUUCGGAAGGCACCGCUGAACUGGAAGAAGCUCUAGCCACAGUGCUUGAUAUCAUCAAGUCUGCUAAUGACUCCAUGCACCAGAUAGCAAUUACAGGUUAUGAGGGAGAUGUACAUGAGCUUGGCAAAUUACUCCUACAGGGUUCCUUUAAUGUUUGGACGGAUCACAAGAAGGGUCACAACAAAGUGAAAGAUUUGGCUAGGUUCAAGCCGAUGCAGAGGCAUCUCUUCCUCUACGCGAAAAUCCUGCUUUUCUGCAAGAAGCGGGAAGAAAACACAGAUGGCCACGAGAAGUCCCCUUCAUACAGCUUUAAGAAUUCUUUAAAGAUGAGUACUGUUGGUAUUACUGAAAAUGUCAAAGGUGAUAAUAAAAAAUUUGAGAUCUGGUACAAUGGCAGAGAAGAAGUCUAUAUUAUUCAGACACACCUGUGCUGGUGCUGGGACUGA